GUCGCUCGCAGCUGCUGCCUCUCGUCAGUCAGUCUGCGCUGUGUGGGAUUUUCGGCUGGGAGGAAAAAGCGAGCGGAGGACGGAGGAGCCGGCGCGUUUUCCCCAACUCAGUCCGUCCAGCGUUGGGAACGAAGACGACGAGAGGAAGGAGGAAGUUUAACACCGCUCGACUCGUGUUUGUUUUGUUUUCAGUUGAAAAAGAGGACGAACUUCUUCGGCGGCAGCGCUGCAGCCUGGCUGGUGGAGAAGAGGGAUUAACGUUAACGUUCACAUUAGCAGCGUUAGCCUCACUGCUGAAAGCAGCCCCGUCGGCGUGGAAACCUCCUGUUUUGGGAUUUCAAAAUGAUUUACCGACAGAAAACGGUCACGGAUUUCAUCUUACAAUCCUCCUCGAUGUCCUGACGGGCUUUGCUGGCCGUUUGAACCGCUGCUAAAUGUGUUUUUCUAAGCUGUUUUGGCUAAAACAGUUCAGUUUUCUAGACUCUUCUGGUUAGCGCCUCCACUUUGUUUUGUUUUGCUGCACUUUUUCCACCUAUUUUCUUAACUCGAACGGCGUUUAUGUGCAUUUUUGACCCGAAACAAUUCGAUUUUGUACACAUUUAAUCCUUUUAAUGCGUGUAAUAUCGAUUAUGCAACGACGACGAGCCAAGUUGUUGCGCUGAGAGACUGUGUUUGAGUUCGGGAGGCUUGCAAACUACACACACUCUCACCUCCUAGCACACUAAACAGUUUCUGACCUCCUCAGGCCUGUUUUUUGUCAUUUUUCCCUGCUAAAAGCUGCAAAUAUCUCCUUUCACGUUGAUAUAUCUGCAUUUUCGAGCCUGCUGAGAGUCCCUUCUUCACUCUUGAUGGUGUGGAUCCUGCUGUUGGAGCCAUACAGGACAUACUAGGACGCGUUUCUCUCUGGGGGAUUUUUGUCAGUUUCUUUUGCACCAUGUAUGAAAGUGUGGAUGUGGUGGGGCUCACGGCCAGCCCUAACCCCUUUUUAGCCAUGGAUUACUACCAGCAAAGCCGGGCUUGUUUGGUUCCUGAGAAGGGCCUGGUGGCUGGAGGACCUCGAGGAUUCACUGCCUCCAUUAGAUCCCAGCACUGGAGUGGAUCUUCUCACUCUGUGGACACUCAGAGCACCAGUUCGGAGGAGAUCGUGCCCAGCCCCCCCUCGCCGCCCCCUCCGCCGCGGGUCUAUAAGCCCUGUUUCGUCUGCCAGGAUAAAUCGUCGGGGUACCACUAUGGAGUCAGCGCGUGUGAGGGCUGCAAGGGUUUCUUCAGAAGGAGCAUCCAGAAGAACAUGGUGUACACAUGCCACCGGGAGAAAAGCUGCAUCAUCAAUAAGGUCACGCGGAACCGUUGCCAGUACUGCCGCCUGCAGAAGUGCCUGGAAGUGGGCAUGUCCAAGGAGUCUGUUCGGAACGACCGGAACAAGAAGAAGAAGGAGGAAAAGAAGGUGGAGUGUUCCGAAAGCUACGUUAUGAGUCCCGAUACGGAGCAGAUGAUUGAACGUGUGAGGAAAGCCCACCAGGACACAUUUCCAUCGCUAUGCCAACUGGGCAAAUAUACCACGAACAACAGUGCAGACCACAGGGUCUCCCUGGAUGUUGACCUCUGGGACAAGUUCAGUGAACUCUCCACUAAGUGCAUCAUAAAGACGGUGGAGUUUGCAAAACAGCUCCCGGGCUUCACCACCCUCACCAUCGCAGACCAGAUCACUCUGCUGAAGGCCGCCUGCCUCGAUAUACUGAUUCUGCGGAUCUGCACGCGCUACACCCCCGAUCAGGACACCAUGACCUUUUCGGAUGGUCUGACGCUGAACCGGACGCAGAUGCAUAACGCCGGCUUCGGCCCGCUCACCGACCUGGUGUUUGCCUUCGCCAACCAGCUGCUCCCGCUGGAGAUGGACGAUGCUGAGACGGGCCUGCUCAGCGCCAUCUGUCUGCUGUGUGGAGAUCGGCAGGAUCUGGAGGAGUCAGAUAAGGUGGACAUCCUGCAGGAACCGUUGCUCGAAGCAUUGAAAAUCUAUGUGAGGAAGAGGAGGCCACAUAAACCACACAUGUUCCCCAAAAUGCUGAUGAAGAUCACAGACCUGAGGAGCAUCAGCGCUAAAGGUGCGGAGCGAGUGAUCACCCUGAAGAUGGAAAUCCCCGGCUCCAUGCCUCCACUCAUCCAGGAGAUGCUUGAGAACUCAGAGGGUUUGGAUGGUCAGGGCAGCAGCGGGGCUCGGGCAGGAGGAGGCGCUCCCCCAGGCAGCUGCAGCCCCAGCCUGUCGCCCAGCUCAGUGCGGAGCAGCCCGUCGGCACAUUCGCCCUGAGACUAGCCCCAAAAACGGGCUCCACACAGGCUGCACCAGGACUAAGGAACAGGCUUCCAGUCACAAGUCAGGCGGACUUUGGAGACCGGCGAAAAUGGACAGUGACCUGGCUUGCUUUGGCUGGGGGGAUAUAAAGGCUGAGUGUCAUCCAGAUCCAGGACCCACAUUAUGGCUUAAUUGAGUUGGUGCUUUAGCGAAACUUUGCCGAUUCUGAUCUAGGACCAGAAUGGAAUUAAUCGGAGCAGACAGAGGCUGACAACACUCUUCUUUGGGAAGGAUCAGGCCUACACUUUGUGGAACCGGUCUCUCCACUCUGUCCUCGCUCCCUUGCUCCCAUUGCAUUAAAUAGCCACGGUUGUGUCGGUUCUACGGACGCGUCUGACUCUUUCGGACCCUUCGGCAUUGGAGGGACAGGAAACGUUUCUACAUCCACGUGUAUUGUACGAUGACAUUACGUUCCAGAUUCCCUCAGCUGUAGAUCUAAGGAACUAUGAGGAGAUAGCUAACUAAAGACAAAAGGACGGCCAUCGUCCAGAAGUCUUCAGGGACAUUUUGAACUUUGCAACUUUUUUCCCCUCUUUUCUUACGAAAGAUAUAUGAAUAUAAGAAUAUCUAUAUUGACAGAAAAAAAAGAGAAUUUGAAAUUUUGUCUUAGGUGGAAUGAUGCAGGAAAAAAAAUCUUACCUUUACUCUUAUUUGUUCCAAGAGUAUAGUUGUGUUCUGCCCGCUGUUCUCUUCACUGCGGAAGAUUGUUGUGGAUGAUUCAGAGAUGUUUUUACUAAGGUUAAAACAAAUCGCACCGUUCACAUGUUGUGCACUCACACUCACUGAACAAAGCCAGUUUUUAAAACAAACAAAACAAACACACAUACGGAGGGUGAAGUGUUCAAAUCUUGUUCAGCAAAAAUAACUAGCUUUAUUAGUGGUUUUCGUUACGGUCAGGUCACAAGGUUCUGAAUGUGCAUGAGAUAUAUUUGAUCACAACCUGACCACAGACUGACCUCUUAUUUCCGAUUGAUCAGCAUUAAUGGACAGUCAAUGCAAAUUCUGGUUUCACUUCAGCUGAAGUAAAACAAAGAUACAAAAACGAUAUUCGAGCACUGAUGACAACGUUAGCAGUCAAAUUGGCGUAAACAGGCAUUUACAUUUGACAGGUAAGGAAUAAAAUGACCAUUCAUUCAAAAUUACAGUUCAACUACAGCAUGAAGUGUCACUGUUUCAUGCAUUUUACGGUGCAAUCAAACUGGACACCCUGUUAGCAGAGAGACCCCAUUCUCUGCCCCCCAUUAUCCCACUGCCUCAUAAACCCUACAACGCCACUGCCUCGGUCCUUUUGAACAAUCACCACCACCAACAACAACACCACUGCCUCCGUGAGACAAUCACUUUACCUGUAGCUCCCCAACAGUACUGCCUCUGCACAACACCGACCUACGCUGGAAACUUGGAUUGAAAUCGGUCGAUGUUUAUUUGUGGUGUUAGAUCUAAAUGGGCUGAAUAAGCUGGAAACCUACAGAAUUCUUGAACGCUGACGAGCAUCAGCGUAGAUCUGCAUCUUGAGCUCCAACCUCUUUGCUUGGGCAAAUUUGAGUAGAAAAUAAUUCACAGUGCUGUGGGUGUUAUUCAUCUGCAGAAACACCUUGUCUUAUAGGGAGUUACUCUGAUUUCUUUCCAAAAUAUCUGCCUAAUUCAACAGCUUAGAUGCGAACAGACUCAUUCAGAGUGAUCUGAUGUGAAAUCAUUGAUUGUAGAGACUCUCAUUUCUUUACAGUGGUGGUGAUAGGAACCAGGGAUGUCAACAAUGCGAAUAUGGCGGUUUUAUUUAAUGAAACAGGGGUCUCCAGUCCUCCUCCUGGAGCGACUGUCCUGCAGAGUCUAGUUCCAGCCUACAUAUAAUACGCUGUCCCUGCCCUAAUCUAACACUGAUCAGUCUGAUCCAGUCAAUCAGGAAGGUCUACAGAAGUUCAUUAACUGGAGCAGGUGCAGCAGAAUGUGGUUGGAACGAAACUCUGCAGGACUUGUAGCUUUCAAGGAGGAGCGUUGAAGACCAUUGAUCUAAAACAACCAGUGAACCUACACGUCUUCUGAGGUUUUAUAUGUAACGUUGUUGAUGGUAAAACAGGGAAAAAUAACUUUUCUUUGUGGACUAUUUUGCCUUUGUCGCUGUCAAACUGAAGCUUGUAUCUGCACUUUUUGUCGCUUUUUCUUGUUUGUUUGUUUGUUUGUUUAAACAAAUUGAAAUGACAGCUGAAUGACAGAAAUGACAGAAAGAAAUUGGCCAGAAUUACUUAGAAUAAACUCGUAUUACAUUAGCUUAAUUCAGGACAAGAAUGCAAAGAUCUGAGGUUUUGUUGUUGCAUGUCCAUCUUCACCAUGACAGUGUUUAAAAAACCCAUUUUAGGCUAAAGAUUUCUUGAAAUGAUCAUAAAAUGAUGUCUCUGGCAUCAUGCAUCGUAUCCAUAAUCAUUUCUGAGGCAGCCUUUAGAGGUAGACGUCUGGUUCCUAUCACCACCACUCUGCCUCAGUUUCUCUUGGUUUCUUCACUCCGAAUGAUUUUGUUUACAUUUUAAUCAAUGAAUUAUGCAGAAAUGUUUGAUGGAAACAGUGAAAAAAGCAAGUAUCAACCCGAAUGCCUAGCUGUCGGCUAGUGUAUUGCAGUCUUACAGGCAUAAAUUACAAUUUGACUGAAUGUCAACUCAAAAGUGGGGCUCCAAUCCAGUUUUCCACUGUAGAUCAGUGUCAGCGUGUCAUCACUGUACCUUUUUUGCGAUACCUCUGCCUCUCUGCUAUCCUCACUGACUGCGCUCAGUGGGAUCCUGGAGGCAGCACCGCGAGCCGCAACCUUUCGACAUGCUUGAUUGCGGCCUACUGCUGCCAAAGUCUCGCUUCCUCAUUUCACUUCAACUAUGCACACAACUUGCACAGAAGUUGAGCGAUGGUGUCGAUGAGCGGCAUCCACUCGCUCUGAGAUCCCACUGGCCUCCCGUAAGCUUUCUCGGAAACCUCUUCGUGUUUUUGCGUUUGCGUGUAAGGUAAUGCUGAUGUGAGCGAGUACUGGACUAUAAAUACUGCCCAGAUGUUUCACUGCCAGUGAGCCACAGUGUUUCACACACCUCGGUGUGGUCGUCCCCUCACACACACACACACACACACACACGGCGAACAGCCGAUCAUCACACAACGUCCAGCACAAGACACGGUUCUGUACUGCUCUAACACUUGUUACACAGUCAAACGCACAAAAAUAAUGUUCCUCUUGUAUCAGUUCCCUGGAUGAUAAGAAUAAUCUUUAAUAAAGACUCAUGUUUUGUGUGUGUUCA
Colossoma macropomum (tambaqui) is the source of this 5625-nucleotide messenger RNA. RefSeq names its product retinoic acid receptor, alpha b (gene rarab). Lineage: Eukaryota; Metazoa; Chordata; Actinopteri; Characiformes; Serrasalmidae. Gene Ontology annotation, cellular component: nucleus; transcription regulator complex. Gene Ontology annotation, molecular function: zinc ion binding; nuclear receptor activity; RNA polymerase II cis-regulatory region sequence-specific DNA binding. The coding region runs from base 935 to 2305 and encodes 456 amino acids. The transcript is spliced from 8 exons. Gene Ontology annotation, biological process: cellular response to corticotropin-releasing hormone stimulus; regulation of transcription by RNA polymerase II; retinoic acid receptor signaling pathway. The record is from RefSeq and is a predicted model, not a curated record.